This is a messenger RNA of Notothenia coriiceps (black rockcod), 898 nucleotides long. NCBI's taxonomy places the organism in Eukaryota, Metazoa, Chordata, Actinopteri, Perciformes, Nototheniidae. The record is from RefSeq and is a predicted model, not a curated record.
GUGUCUCUUACCCUCUCCACAGUCUGUCUCUCCCUCCUAGCUUUGCCUCUCACACCCUCACACAGUCUCUCUAGCUCUCCACCCUCCACUCUGCUGCAAACAUGGUCGAUGUUUUCGUUGGCACCUGGAACCUGAAGGAUAGUGAGAAGUUUGAUGAGUACAUGAAGAAGCUGGGUGUUGGCUUCGCUACACGCCAGGUCGGGAACGUGACCAAGCCCACCACCAUCAUCUCAGUGGAGGGAGACAAGGUGACGUUGAAGACGCAGAGCGCCAUCAAGAACACAGAGCUCUCCUUCAAGCUGAAUGAGGAGUUCGAUGAGACCACCGCUGAUGACAGGAAAGUCAAGUCCUUUGUAACAGUUGAUGGUGGGAAGUUGGUGCACACCCAGAAGUGGGACGGCAAAGAGACCAGCCUGGUCAGGGAAGUCAACGGCAACAGCCUCACACUGACACUAAAAAUGGAUGAUGUCGAAUCCAUACGUCGCUACGUUAAGGCAGAGUAAAUCCCAGCACUGAAACAUCCCUCCAGCAUCUUCUUGCCACAGCUAAAGCCCCUGCGACCCCAAAACAGAACAAUAAAACCUUGUAUGGUUGCCGCAGGUUCCCCUCACACUGUGCUCAGUAUUAACAUCACGGCCCAUUGUAACAUCCCUUCUCUCCAUAUCAUUUUCUUUAUACUUUGGUCCCUAUACUGCAAGAAACACUGAAUAAUUUCUGAUGAUUUGUUGUUGUUUUGCUCUCUAAAGAUCCAGUUUUGGAUGAUAAUUCUUUUUUAGAAAAUGUUUUCUGCAUGGUGCCUAUGAUAAACUUGGUUAAGUGUUUGAAUUUCAACGGUUGUCUAUUGCAACGUGAACAACAAAUAAAGUGUCUACACUGUUGGACAAACUGUUAAACCAAU